UCUUAAGGCGGAGAGACCCAGGAAGCGCUCGGGAAGGGCGACCUGGCCAAAGCCUCGCUCGCCUUGCAAGGCAUCACCGGGCCAGACCUUCCUGGCUGCAAAGAAAAGGCCGCCAAAAGAACUAACUACCGGAGAUCCAGUUUGCAAAGCAGGCAAGGAAGGCGGUUUAGGCUCUUGCAAACAGCGGCUUGGUUGGGGGAUGAGUUUAAGGCGCUUUCCCUCUUUGCCUCCUGUUUUCCAUAGAAGCCGAUGUGCUCCCCCUUAAAAGGCAGCGACGGCCACUUCUUGAGCUGCAAUUUGACAGCGCAUCCCUUGCCUUGUUGUUUGUGUUUUCUUUCCUUGGAUGCAAAGGGGCUGGGGUCAAUCUUUGGCUUGGAAACUCAAAAAGAGGGGAGGAUUGCAACGAGCUAAUUCAACCAAUAGAGUUUAUUGAAUUUGUCAGAUAGGAAAAGGAGUGGGAAGGAGAAAGAGAGAUCUUUCAAUUGACAUCAGUGAGACUCUGGCUGGUUUUGGUCCAUUGAAAAGGAAGAAACUCCAAGAUCUUUCAUGGACUGCGAUGAAAUUGGUGUUGUUUUGGGUCAGAUAAGGAAGAAACUCCAUCCCUAGUAAGCAGCAAACAAGAUCUUUCAUGGACUGAGAUGAAAUUGGUGUUGUUUUGGGUCAGAUAAGGAAGAAACUCCAUCCCUGGUAAGCAGCAAACAAGAUCUUUCAUGGACUGCGAUGAAAUUGGUGUUGCUUUGGGUCAGAUAAGGAAGAAACUCCAUCCCUGGUAAGCAAACAAGAUCUUUCAUGGACUGCGAUGAAAUUGGUGUUGUUUUGGAUCAGAUAAGGAAGAAACUCCAUCCCAAGUAAGCAGCAAACAAGAUCUUUCAUGGACUGCAAUGAAAUUGGUGUUGUUUUGGGUCAGAUAAGGAAGAAACUCCAUCCCUGUUAAGCAGCAAACAAGAUCUUUCAUGGACUGUGAUGAAAUCGGUGUUGUUUUGGGUGAGAUAAGGAAGAAACUCCAUCCCUGGUAAGCAGCAAACAAGAUCUUUCAUGGACUGCAAUGAAAUUGGUGUCGUUUUGGGUGAGAUAAGGAAGAAACUCUAUCCCUGGUAAGCAGCAAACAAGAUCUUUCAUGGACUGCAAUGAAAUUGGUGUUGUUUUGGGUCAGAUAAGGAAGAAACUCCAUCCCUGUUAAGCAGCAAACAAGAUCUUUCAUGGACUGUGAUGAAAUCGGUGUUGUUUUGGGUCAGAUAAGGAAGAAACUCCAUCCCUGGUAAGCAGUGUGCAAGAUCUUUCAUCCACAACAAUGAAUCCAAUGUUGGUUUUGGUCAAUUAAGAAGGACAAAAGGAGGACAAGAUGCUACAGAUGCAAGAGCCAGGCGGUAGUCCAAGCGGUGGUUUGGGUGACAUGAUGGGGAACCGGAAACUGAUCGCCCUGGGGGCCAUCCUGGGUUGGCUUCUGGUGGUCCACUUGCUGGUCAACGUCUGGUUGCUCUGUGUCCUCUCCGGGUUGCUGGCUUUGUUGGGUGGCUGGCUGGGCUCCCAAGUGGUGGUCAGCACCAGCCACACGAUCCACCUGGAGAGGUUUUUGCUCCUCGAAAGGUACCCCCCAAGCCCUGAGGCUGAGAAACAGCUGGAUGAGGAGAUCAAGAACAUGAUCCGGAAGAUUGUUAGGGAUUUUGUGUCCUCCUGGUAUCGGGCCGUGAGCAUUGAGCGGGGCUUUGAGGAUGAGGUUGAGAGAGCCAUGCUGGGCCUGGCCAUGGAGCUCAAAAGGCGGAUGGCCCUCAUGGACAAGCAGGCCGUGACCCAGAAAGUCCUCCUCCUCGGUGGGUGCCACCUCCAGACCUAUAAAACAGCUCGGGAAAAGGUGGCGGAAAGGAGAAUCUCCCGAGACUCAGCUGACUGGGCUGACCAUAUCUGGCAAACCUAUUGCGAAUUGUCGGAGCCUCAUGUGGCGGUCCGGAGCCCCAUUAGUGAGGUGGACUAUGCCCGGCGUAUUGUGGACCUUCUGCUGCGUGAUCUGGUGCCCAAACCCCACCUGGAAACCAGAACCGGCCGUUUUGUAGUGGUGGAGCUGGUGACCUGCAACGUGCUGUUGCCCAUGAUCAACAGAAUGGUGGAUCCUGACUGGCUCAACCUGCUCUUGAUUGCCAUUUUUUCCAAGAUUGGAGGGAAAGGAGCUGGAGGGAAAGAGAAGGUGGAGACAGUGCCAGCGGUUCCAGCUCUUUCGCCAAGCCAGCUUGUGGUGCCCGACUCAUUGUCCUUGCCAUCUCAGUGGGAAGCGGCCCCUGAGUCCCGGGUGGUAUCUCCGAGGGGUUCUGAGGCAUUUCUUGGUGAUGUGAUGGAAAGUUUGGAAAGUCAUGUACCUGAAGGAAGAGAAUCCAUCAGCCGAGAGCUGAGUGCUGAGAUAGACAGGAGAAGAACUAGUAGCUUAUGUGUGCCUUGCCUCCAGGUUGAUACUCUGGGGUCUUUCUUUCCCUGUGAAGAAUUGGAAAUUGAGUCUCCCUUGUCUGAUCAAGUGAAAGACUCAGGCCCUGUAGGCUUCAUGACAGCUGAGGAGUUCCUUGCAAAUCCUUCCCUGGAGGCAUCUGACAGCCUGGAUCAAGAAGACAGCUUGGGUGUUAAAACCAAGUGUGUGGAGGACCCUGCUAGCUCUGGUUCGGAAACUGGCCUCCGAGCCACCUCCCUGAGCCCAUGUCCAGAUAUCCAGAUUGAGCUGGCAGUGGAGAAGGAGGCACGCUUAGCUUCCUUGUCAGCGCUUCUAGAGGACUCACAGAAGAGCUUCGUGAGGCGUCCCUCCUUCCUGGAGAAAGAGCCUGUGUCUUCUGAAUGCUCAACCCACAACCCCCAGGAUCUGGCUCAGUUGCCGGGACUGCUCUCCUCCUCCCCCACUGCCCCCAUGGGAACCUUCAGCUUUGAGCCACUCAGCAGCCCAGAUGGCCCGGUCAUCAUCCAGAACCUACGGAUAACUGGCACCAUCACAGCCCGAGAGCACAGUGGAACGGGCUUCCAUCCCUACACCUUGUAUACUGUGAAGUAUGAGACAACUUUGGACAGUGACAAUACCAGCACCCUCCAGCAAGUUGCUUAUCAUACUGUGAACCGACGCUAUCGGGAAUUCUUGAACUUGCAAACCAGACUGGAGGAGAAGCCAGAUCUGCGGAAGUUCAUUAAAAAUAUCAAAGGGCCAAAGAAGUUAUUUCCUGAUCUGCCUUUUGGUAACAUGGAUGUGGAGAAAGUAGAAGCCAGGAAAAGCCUAUUGGAGUCAUUUUUGAAGCAAUUGUGUGCAAUUUCUGAGAUUGCCAACAGUGAGGAGAUGCAGGAAUUCCUUGCCCUGAACACUGACGCCAGGAUCGCCUUCGUCAAAAAGCCCUUUGUGGUCUCCAGGAUUGACAAGAUUGUCAUGAAUGCCAUUGUGGACACAUUAAAAACAGCUUUCCCCCGGUCUGAGCCUCAGAGCCCUACGGAGGAUCUCAGCGAAGCCGAGGUGGAAGGGAAGACACAGACGGAUGGGAAGAAGGCAACUAAGCCAAGACUGAGAUUUGCAUCCAGUAAAAUUGCUCCAGUUCUAAAUGUGGGAGGGACACAGGCGAAAGUUGCGUAUUCUUUCAGAGAAGGCACUACGGUGUCCGAGUUGUUAUCCUUGGCCAGAAUAGAGUCUUUCAUUCAGAAGCAGGAAAAGCUGCUGGAAUCAGGGGUUACUGAGCGGGAAGAAAACGAGGGAGACGAAGAUGCCAAGGCCCUUGAGCAAGCAUUGGAUUUGGACACGAAAUUGAUGGAAGUACCACACGUGCCAGUAGAAGGCAGCAAUGAGCUUGAAUCUGAGACGCUGUUGGCAGACGUUGCUUUGGAUCUUCUCCAUCUGGUCAUGGUUGACCAUUGGAGCUGGCUGUGCACCGAGAACAUGCAGAGGCUUCUGCACCUGCUCUUUGGGACACUUAUCCAAAGGUGGUUAGAGGUCCAGGUGGACAAUCUCACCUGCACUCAGCGCUGGGUGCAAUACCUCAGGUUGCUCCAAGAGUCGAUAUGGCCUGGCGGCAUCUUGCCGUUGGUUCCCAAGCCGCUCAGGACAGAAGAACAGAAGGCAGCAGCUGAAAGACAGGCCUUGCAGAUCCUCAUGGGAAUCCUGCCUGAAUUAAUUCUAGAAGUUCUUGGGACCAGUAAAUGUCGACAAAGUUGGAGCCUAGUCCUGGAGUCCAUGCAGCAUCCCAUCAUAAACAGGCACAUGGUUUACUGCCUUGCAGACAUUCUUCUGGAGUUUUUGAUCACCGACUCCCAAACAAAUGAACCCAGAACAACACCUGGAGCUCCUUCUGCCAGUGGAGUGUCCGAGAGAGUUGGCCUUUCAUCACAUUAGCUUGAACUGCUGUAGCUAGUCAUCGAGACAAAAGGUGUCCGUGUGCCUAGAGUGCAACCUAUAGGCAUCAACCAUUUCACAAUAGAGCUAAAGUCUACUGAAGGAAGACAGAAAUCUCUGAAAAAUUGCUCAGUCUAAGAUGGAUGAUCUCAUAAUAUUCAUUUCAUAACUGGAGACAACUGCACCAAUUCCUUGUUAAAAAAUAUCCUCAGUGAAGAAGAUAUUGCUUGAUAUCCCUGGAUAGAUGUGCUUUUACUCAUUGUAUGUCUUUUUAACUUAGAUAAGCUGGUAGGGUUGGACACUCCAAGGCUACCUGUGUAUGGGCAUUCCAUCUCGUGAUCUCUACCUGUUCUUUCUUCCUUGCAAGACAGUUAAAGAAUAAAAGAUGAAAUAUUUAUGAAUAAAUAAAGUGUUGUGACACUA
Molecule: messenger RNA, 4765 nt
Organism: Anolis carolinensis (green anole)
Lineage: Eukaryota; Metazoa; Chordata; Lepidosauria; Squamata; Anolidae
Gene: snx19
Product: sorting nexin 19
Exons: 11
Coding region: 1343-4342 (999 amino acids)
Cellular component (GO): intracellular membrane-bounded organelle
Molecular function (GO): phosphatidylinositol binding
Source: RefSeq, a predicted model, not a curated record